This is a messenger RNA of Dermacentor silvarum, 3244 nucleotides long. Its product is annotated as alanine--tRNA ligase, cytoplasmic. Gene Ontology annotation, molecular function: aminoacyl-tRNA deacylase activity; ATP binding; nucleic acid binding. Bases 117 to 3104 code for a protein of 995 amino acids. Gene Ontology annotation, cellular component: cytoplasm; mitochondrion. Gene Ontology annotation, biological process: alanyl-tRNA aminoacylation; tRNA modification. The transcript is spliced from 21 exons. NCBI's taxonomy places the organism in Eukaryota, Metazoa, Arthropoda, Arachnida, Ixodida, Ixodidae. The record is from RefSeq and is a predicted model, not a curated record.
CAGAAAUGGCGGCGACCAUGCUAACCAUGCAGCAAGCGGCGUGCAUACAUCACGCGAAUGAUGUGUUUUAAUUUAUACUAAAGUUAUCGCUGAUACGGUGUUCCUUGGCAUCGAAAAUGACGGGGAAAACACUGAAGUUGUGUGGAAGACACCUUACGUGGCUGAGACUUAAACAUCUGCGUGGUCUCUGUACCCGUCCAACUAGAAAAUUCAGCGCCCGUGAAGCUCGCCAGACCUUUGUCGAAUAUUUCGUCGAAGGCCACACGCACCAGUUCGUCCCAUCCAGCUCCGUUGUGCCCGCAACCGCGGACAAAUCUGUUCUUUUUACAAAUGCGGGCAUGAACCAGUUUAAGGGAGUCUUCCUUGGAAUGGUGGAACCAUCCAGCCCGUUGUAUGACUUGCAACGAGCAGCAAACUAUCAGAAGUGUAUCAGGGUUGGUGGCAAACACAACGACUUAGACGAUGUUGGAAAGGACUUGUCACACCACACCUUUUUUGAAAUGCUCGGAAACUGGUCGUUCGGAGACUAUUUCAAGAAGGAAGCAUGUGCAAUGGCCUGGGAACUGCUCACAAAAGUUUAUCAGCUGCCGAAGGAAAGGCUUUAUGUAACUUACUUUGCUGGAGAUCAUACCUUAGGUUUGCAGCCAGAUGAAGAGUGCCGACAUGUGUGGCUGGACCUUGGUGUGCCGCAGGCACAUAUCCUUCCCUUUGGAAUGAAAGAAAACUUUUGGGAAAUGGGCAAUGUCGGACCAUGUGGCCCCUGUACCGAAAUUCACAUUGACCUUGCUGAGCACAGCUUUGCUUCAUCACCUCCUGUGCAUCGAGUCAAUGCUGGACACAGUGACAUGGUGGAACUCUGGAACCUUGUGUUUAUGGAAUUCAACAGGGACACUGAUGGUCAGUUGCACUCACUACCAAAGAAACAUGUGGACACAGGAAUGGGACUUGAACGCCUUACUGCAGUUCUUCAGAAUGUGAAAUCAAACUAUGACACGGACUUGUUUUCACCUCUCAUUACGGCACUGCAAAAGAAAGCUAGAGUGAAUCCUUACAGUGGCCUGGUAGGCAGCGACUGUUUCGUGGACAUUGCCUAUCGCACUGCUGUGGACCAUGCCCGUAUGUUCACAAUGGCUAUUUCAGAUGGUGUACUUCCAGAACAUGCAGAUGCUGGGAACAAGUUACGGAGAAUUAUACGCAAGGCUUCUCAUGCAGUAAUCUGGCAUUUGAAAUGUGACCGGGGAACUCUAGCCCUGUUGGCAGAAGAUGUUCAGCGUCUUCUGGGUGAUGUUUACCCUGGAAUUAAUAUAGAGCUGGUUAAAGAUAUUGUGAAUGCAGAAGAAGACAGAUACCUUCAUCAUAUGAGCAAGGCGGAGGCUGCACUGAAUGAUGUGAAGUCAGCUAAUGUUAUGCCAGGACAUAUUGCUUGGGAACUCUAUGUUCAGCAUGGCCUCCAGAAGGACCUGAUUACUGAUCUGGCGGCAGAAAGAGGCCUGUCUGUUGACUGGGAACAGUUUGCACGGCUAUUCAAGCAAUUUCAGGAAAAGUCUGCAUCAGGUCAUACAAGGGAAGAAUUCAGUCCGUUCCAUUAUCUCCCUGAUCAUGCUGAGCACCUUCGGAAAUUGGGUGUUGUGCCUACCGACACUGAGAGAAUUUACUACUACACUUCUACUAACGGCAUCUAUGAGUUCCCAUCAUUGAAGACAACUGUCGAAGCUAUCUUUUGCAAUGGCCAGGGAGUUACGAGUGCCAGAGAAGGAGAGGACUGUCUUGUUGUAACCAAUGCCACAAACUUCUACUUUGAAAGUGGGGGCCAAGUCUCUGACACUGGAUGCAUCAAAACCAAGAGUGGUGAAGUCGCUGUUCAUGAUGUGAAAAACUGCAGUGGCUUUGUUUUUCACAAAGGUGUGGUCACAGCUGGAUUAAUCCACCAGGAUGAUGAUGCAGAAAUGUGGAUUAAUAAGCAACAUCGGUUGCAGUGCAUGAUACACCACACUGCUGCGCAUUGCCUGAAUGCCGCACUGAGAACAGUAAUUGAUUAUACUGAGCAGAGAUCAUCAUUGGUAGACAGUGAGCACUUGCGUUUUGAUUUCAUCUGUAAGAAAAAGUUGACCAAUGAGCAGGUUGCAAAAAUUCAAGAGAUCUGUCGUGAUGCAAUCCAGGCUGAUUGCAUUGUUGCAAGAAGGACUAUGCCUCUGGAAAAUGCUUUGGCCCUACCAGAGCUAGUUAAAGUUACAAAUGAGACUUAUCCCAAAACUGUCUCUGUGAUAAGGAUUGGAAAUGAAGAUGACAUCUUUUCUCAAGAGCUUUGCUGCGGAACGCACGUCUCAUCCUUGUCGGACCUGGGAGAAAUUGUGGUGACAUCACACCGUUCUGUGGGCACCAUGGUAAGGUCCAUCUGUGCUGUAGCUGGGCCAUUGGCUGCUGCUUUGCGUUUUCAAGAUGAGCACAUCCAGAAGCAAAUGCGUGAGCUGGCAGAAGAAGUUGAAGCUUUGAACCGUAUAUCAUUGGAUGACUAUGUGACUAUGGCAGCUUGCAAGAGAAAACUUACUGAAGUGCGAAAGCUUGUAGCUGCACGUGGAAUUUCCCUGCUGCUUCAGAGGCAAGCAGAGACAGAACUUCUGAAGCUGGAGCGUCAUGUAGACAGUAUCAUCCGAAAGUACAACCGGAAUUUUGGAGAGCCAAAGGUGAUGGAUCUGUUGAACAGGGCCUUGGAGAAUUGGAAGCACACAAACUUUGUUGUGGCUUGCUUCGACUUUUGCAUCGAUGGAAACCUUGUGUCGAAGCUGGCAUACAAGAACUGCAGUUCUAAGCCAUACUUCAUUGCAGUAUUCAUAAAUGCUGACCAACUUCGCAUAGACUGUGCUGUCCCCAAGGAGUUCUUGACCAGUGAAUUUCAAGCGGAGGCUUGGGUGAAAGCUGUUGGACCUUACAUCACCUUGCCUAAUUUUGUGUCAUCCAAAGCCCAAACCGCUAAGACUUACUGUCAUGUGAGAGCAUCAUUUCAGCCAGAUCUAGAUCUCAAGUCUGUGGAACAAGCUGCUGUCAAUUUUGCCAAAAGUCAUUGUGCUGGCAAACUGAGCAAGAAAACAGAUGUCCAGUUAUGAUAAGAUAUACAGUUUGUAGCACAGGUAUUUACCGUAUGUGUACAUAGUCAAAUUGUUUAUUCUCUUUAUUUUGUAAAUAUAUACUCUCUCUAGUAAGCUAUGGUUCACUCUGACAAAAUAAAAAUUGUUGUCAAUUACUA